Molecule: messenger RNA, 1086 nt
Organism: Mesocestoides corti
Lineage: Eukaryota; Metazoa; Platyhelminthes; Cestoda; Cyclophyllidea; Mesocestoididae
Source: the annotation of a GenBank genome assembly
AUGGCAUUCUUCGGUGCUGGAAAGAGUAUUUUUGGGACCUCUUCGACUGCCACAACUUCGCAGACUAAAAAGGAUCCUGAAGUUCAAUCACCACCUGCUGAUACUGUUUCUUGUUUACGGUUUUCACCAGCUACUAUUAAUUCUGCGACCUCUUAUCUUGCAGCUACGAGUUGGGAUAACCGUGUUCGUGUUUGGGAAGUAGCCGCUAAUGGGACUUCCACCCCAAAAGCAGAACAAGUGCAUCAAGGACCUGCUCUCGGUGUUGCAUGGAGUACCGAUGGGACAAAAAUUUUUUCGGUCGGGGCUGAUAAAUGUGCUCAAAUGUGGGACCUUUCUUCAAAUCAAUUUAUUCAAGUUGGUGCACAUGACGCCCCCAUUAAAACUGUGCAUUUCAUUUCUUCACCAAAUUAUACUUGCCUAAUGACCGGUGGCUGGGAUAAAAAACUGAAGUUCUGGGAUAUGCGCCAGCCUACUCCAAUGUCAUGCAUCGACCUGCCUGAGCGGACGUAUUGCGCCGAUGUGGUGUAUCCUCUUGCCGUGGUCGGUUUGGCGGGUCGUCAGAUUAUUGUGUAUCAGUUGGAAAAGGGUCCAACUGUCGCAGCUCAGCUUGAUUCGCCACUCACGUUCCAGAACCGAUGCGUUUCCAUUUUUAUGGAUAAACAAAAGUCAUCUCCAGCAGGUUUUGCCCUAGGAAGCAUAGAAGGACGAGUUGCAAUCCAAUAUUUCCAGCCUACGGCACCUAAAGACAAUUUCACAUUUAAGUGUCAUCGUUCUGCUUCAGCAGUUAAUGGGUACUACGAGAUCUUUGCUGUUAACGACGUGGCUUUUCAUCCAGUGCAUGGAACACUGGCCACCGUUGGCUCAGACGGGCGAUAUGCCUUUUGGGACAAAGAUGCUCGGACCAAACUUCGGGGACUAGAAAACGCUGAGAUGCCAAUGACCGCUUGUGCAUUUGAUCCAAAUGGCAAUUUGUUUGCCUACGCUUGUGGCUACGAUUGGUCCAAAGGCCACGAAUGUGCAGACCCCUCAAAACCGCCGAAGAUUUAUAUCCGGCAGGGUCUUGACGAAAUGAAGCCCUCCAAGUAG